AUGGCUGCAGACGCCGACGCAGAUGCCAUCGCAGACUGCGUGCUCCGGGCCUUUGCUCAGCUACCUGAAAAGCGGAAGCCGAGACCCCGCCACGAUGGCGCAAGGGAAUGGGUACCCCUCGCCGGAAUCGUCUUAUCUAAAGGUGGCGCUCUAUCAUGCGUAUCGUUAGGAACUGGCAUGAAAUGUCUCCCCUCCAACAAAUUACCCCUCGCACACGGCAACAUCCUCCACGACUGGCACGCCGAAGUCAUAGCGCUCCGAGCCUUCAACCGCUACCUUAUAGACGAAUGCAUUCUCAUCUCGACGCCGCCUUAUCCAACAUCCGACUUCCUUCGGCGGCUGUCGCCUGACGAACAUUCCGAAAGUCUACGCCAGCCGUUCACUAUCCGAGAAGAUGUGUCCAUCCACAUGUACUGCUCUGAAGCUCCCUGUGGAGAUGCCAGCAUGGAGCUCACCAUGGCUGCGCAGGAAGAUGCAACGCCGUGGACUAGUGCACCACCAACUCUAUCUACCGGAUCUGAUGCAGUUGACCAAGUAGAAACAUUGGCUCUCCGGGGUCGAUCGAACUUCUCUCUUCUAGGCAUUGUCCGCGCAAAGCCUUCGCGACCUGAUGCCCCGCCUACGCUGAGCAAAUCUUGCACCGACAAAUUGGCAGUCAAACAAGCUACCUCCUUGCUGUCAUCUACAUCAUCUCUACUAAUCAGUCCUCGGAAUGCUUAUUUGGAGACCUUGGUUCUACCAGACUCCCAAUACGUACCACAAGCAUGCGAGCGGGCCUUCUCCUCCUCAGGUCGUCUCAACAAUCUCGACCCAAAGCAUACCACCGAGUGGAAAGGCGGCUAUCGUUUCCAACCGUUCAAUAUCCUUCCAACAACCCGCGAGUUCACGUGGUCACGCCGCGCAUUAUCUGUUACCGAAAAAGCCGUGCCGAGUAAUCUCUCCGCUGUGUGGACGCCAGGCUGGCAGGAGACUUUGAUCGGCGGUGUGCUGCAGGGCCGGAAGCAACUAGACCCCCGGGGAGCAAGUAGGAUAUGUCGGAAGGGACUAUGGAUGGAAGCUCUUCGUUUAGCAGGAUUAUUGGGUGGAGCGGUGGCGGCUAGUGAGGCACUUCGCAUGAAGACGUAUGCGGACCUGAAAAAGUCUGAAGAACUGGAGGAGAGAAUCAAAGUCAAAGAUGACAUACGCAAAGCACUGAAGGGAUGGGUAAGAAAUACUGGUGACGACAAAUUCUCCUCAGAAGCCCCGUGA
Molecule: messenger RNA, 1248 nt
Organism: Alternaria infectoria
Lineage: Eukaryota; Fungi; Ascomycota; Dothideomycetes; Pleosporales; Pleosporaceae
Exons: 3
Coding region: 1-1248 (415 amino acids)
Biological process (GO): tRNA wobble adenosine to inosine editing
Molecular function (GO): tRNA-specific adenosine-37 deaminase activity; RNA binding
Source: RefSeq, a predicted model, not a curated record